AUGGCAGGAGGCGUGAUAGUUGGAGGCAAUGCCUCUGGAAAAGAUUACCCUGGAAAGCUUACUUUCAGGGUCUUCAUGACUUGUUUGGUGGCUGCAUUUGGAGGGCUAAUUUUUGGCUACGAUCUCGGCAUCUCGGGUGGAGUUACGUCAAUGGAUCCAUUCUUGAAGAAGUUUUUCCCAGAUGUGUAUGAAAAGGAGCACAACAUAACGGCGUCGGUGAACCAGUACUGCAAAUUCGAUAGCCAAGUGUUAACAUUAUUUACUUCGUCUCUGUACUUGGCUGCUCUGGUGUCAUCAAUCGGGGCAUCCACGGUAACUCGUGUCUUUGGAAGAAGACUCACCAUGAUUUGUGGUGGUGUGCUUUUCUUGGGCGGUGCUGGAUUGAAUGCAUUCGCCCAACAUGUGUGGAUGCUUAUCGUUGGUCGCUUGCUUCUCGGUUGCGGAAUCGGAUGCUCCAAUCAGUCUGUGCCAAUUUACGUGUCUGAGGUUGCUCCCUACAAGUACAGAGGAGCUCUUAACAUGAUGUUCCAGUUGUUGAUCACCAUAGGCUUAUUUGUGGCCAAUGUUCUCAACUAUCUUUUCUCCAACAUGGACAAUGGACAAGGUUGGCGCUACAGUUUGGGUUUUGCUGCGGUUCCUGCCAUAAUGAUUAUUUUGGGUGCAAUCUUUCUCCCCGACACACCCACUUCCUUGAUUGAGCGUGGUAAAGAGGAGGAAGCAAAGAAAGAGUUGAUAAAAAUUCGUGGCACUAGUGACGUUGAGGAGGAGUUUAAGGAUUUGGUUGCAGCGAGUGAAUCAUCCAAAGCUGUGAAACACCCUUGGGCUUCUUUGCUGACCAGGCACUACAGGCCUCAUCUCACCAUGGCCAUUGCCAUUCCAGCCUUUCAGCAACUCACUGGCAUGAAUGUCAUAACAUUCUACGCUCCUGUUUUGUUCAAAACCAUUGGAUUCGGUGCCAAUGCUUCUCUCAUGUCUGCUAUGAUCACUGGAGCUUGUAACGCUGUUGCCACUCUUGUUUCCAUUGCUUCGGUUGACAAGUUUGGUAGACGUACUCUUUUCUUACUUGGCGGUGCUCAAAUGUUCGUUUGUCAGAUGUUGAUUACAGUGGCAAUUGCAUAUAAGUUCGGAAUAAAUGGAAACCCUGGUGUGUUGCCAACAUGGUAUGCCAUAGCAGUGGUGGUAGCUAUAUGCGUAUAUGUGGCAGGAUUUGCAUGGUCUUGGGGUCCUCUAGGAUGGUUGGUACCCAGUGAGAUUUUCCCUCUCGAAGUUCGAUCUGCUGCUCAGAGUAUCAAUGUUUCCACCAACAUGAUCUUCACUUUCGCCAUUGCUCAAAUUUUCACCGCCAUGCUGUGUCACAUGAAGUUCGGAUUGUUCAUUUUCUUCGGUGUUUUUGUCGUGGUCAUGAAUAUCUUCAUCUACAAGCUUCUGCCAGAAACUAAAGGUGUCCCCAUAGAAGAAAUGCACUGUGUGUGGCAACAACACCCUUAUUGGAAAAACUUUGUGAAACCCGCUGAGAAGCAAGCUGACACCGAAUGUUAA
This is a messenger RNA of Cajanus cajan (pigeon pea), 1539 nucleotides long. RefSeq names its product sugar transport protein 1. Gene Ontology annotation, cellular component: membrane. Gene Ontology annotation, biological process: monosaccharide transmembrane transport. NCBI's taxonomy places the organism in Eukaryota, Viridiplantae, Streptophyta, Magnoliopsida, Fabales, Fabaceae. Gene Ontology annotation, molecular function: monosaccharide transmembrane transporter activity. The record is from RefSeq and is a predicted model, not a curated record.